Aureobasidium subglaciale EXF-2481 is the source of this 1131-nucleotide messenger RNA. RefSeq lists its product as uncharacterized. Lineage: Eukaryota; Fungi; Ascomycota; Dothideomycetes; Dothideales; Saccotheciaceae. Bases 1 to 1131 code for a protein of 376 amino acids. The record is from RefSeq and is a predicted model, not a curated record. The transcript is spliced from 3 exons.
AUGCCUGCCAUUCCUGAUAGAGCGCAGACGGAGGACUCGUCCAGCUUCAGUCCGGAUGCUUACUUCGAGGCAUGGGAGAAGGGCGAAAUCACAGCACCAUACGAUAACGACUUCCGGAAAUUCAUCCUGACCACUUUCGGCCUGCCUGAAGACGACACAUAUACCUACGCCGCCGUCGCCGAGGUCACGCUUCUGCAGGCUCAGACAUACGUCGAGUAUGGCGGCCAAGGAGGAUUACAUGCCUGGUACAGAGACGACGAAGGCAAGCCAAGAGCCAUGAGCCAUGAGCCAACAUCACGUUCCGUCCAGAGAUCGCCUCCGCCCGCCGUCGAUAUCGCUGCCUACACCAACGUAUUCAAAAGCACCACAGCUACACAGAAGGCCCUGGUCGGUCUAGCUUCGAAUGCGAAAAAGGACUCGAUUCGUGCCUCUGUUGGCCAACACUUGCAGUCCUUGUACCAGCCGCCAUCACCCGACCACAAGAUUGUCAUAUCGAAGCUGAAGAAAGAGCACACAAAUCCCUACUUUGAUGUCUGGGCUUGGUCUUGCCAAAAUCUGGAAUGGGCUGGUCCCGAACAUGCCACCAGCAAGGUCCGCUUCUCGCACGCAAUCCUCCCAAUUCUAUACCACCACUUUGGCUGCGUCUGUCCAUCGUACGAGUCAUUAUCUAUCAUCUACCAGCUUGCCAAGGGACGCACAGUCAUCGAUCUGGGAAGCGGAAAUGGCUACUGGUCAUAUAUGCUGAGGGUCUUCAACAAACAGAAGCCGCUGACUGUCGUGCCUGUAGACAAUGGCAUCAGCGAGUGGAGAACUGUCUGGGUGGGCGAUACCAACCAGAUCGAUGGUGUCGACUAUCUGAAGAAGAACGCCGAUGGCAAGGAUCAGGUACUAUUACUUGUCUACCCUCAAGUCGGCCUUGAGUUCACCUCCAGGAUUCUCAAAGCUUACAAGGGUGACACCAUCGUCUGCGCAGGCACCCAGAACUCUAACGGCUACACCGCCUUCGCCAAGGAGACCAUCGCUGAUUGGAUCGCCAGAGAGAUGCCUGUGUUUGAGAAGGUCUGUCAGAUCCCCUUGCCUAGCUUUGCUGCCAAAGACGAGGCACUUUUCGUGUUUCAGAGAAAAGCUUGA